Malurus melanocephalus (red-backed fairy wren) is the source of this 10642-nucleotide messenger RNA. RefSeq names its product zinc finger SWIM-type containing 8 (gene ZSWIM8). The transcript is spliced from 26 exons. NCBI's taxonomy places the organism in Eukaryota, Metazoa, Chordata, Aves, Passeriformes, Maluridae. Gene Ontology annotation, molecular function: zinc ion binding. Gene Ontology annotation, cellular component: Cul2-RING ubiquitin ligase complex. The coding region runs from base 686 to 6157 and encodes 1823 amino acids. The record is from RefSeq and is a predicted model, not a curated record.
GCGCCCCCGUGAGGCCGGAGCCGCCGCCUGCCUGCCCGCCCGCGCCGCUGCCGGUGCCGGUGCCCGUGACGAGCAGCAGGGAGGUCGUGCCGCCCAUCCGCGGGCGCUCCGGCCCCGCCGGGCCGUUUUUAAGCCCCCGCGAGCGGGAGGGAAGUUGUUCCCCCCCCAGCCCCCGCCGCUGCCCCUGCCCGCCCUCCCCUCGGUUCCUGCGCCGGGAGUGAGACAAGCACAACCUCAGGGAGACCCGGCCCUGCGCACAGACACCGGCGGUCCCCCCCGCCGCAGCCCUGGAGGAGGAAGCCGGCCCCUUCCCUCGUCCUGCAGCGCCGGGAGCCUUCGGACCCUCCGUGUGCCCGGCAGGCACCUGUCCCGCCUGGAGGCAGCUCUCAUGGACUAACCGGCCCCCUCCGCCUCAAGUACAUUCUGUGGACACAAGCAUUUUUUAACUCUUUUAAGAACUUUUUUUUUUUCCCCGUGGAAUUUUUACGAGCUGCCCCUUAGUUAUUUCCUGCUUUUCCCACCUCAGACAGCGCUGACUUUGUUUUUUCCUGGUACUGUAGUAUGGGGAUCAAAUCAAAAUCGAGAUUUUAAGCAUUGCAASGGCUCUCAAGUCCAUUCACCUGUUAAAAGUCAGCAGUGCUGUUUCUGUCUUUCUUCUUUUUCCCCACGUCGCCUGGCGGAUGUGAUGGAACUCAUGUUCGCAGAGUGGGAGGACGGGGAGAGGUUUUCAUUUGAAGACUCUGAUCGCUUUGAAGAAGACUCUCUUUGUUCCUUCAUCUCUGAGGCAGAGAGCCUUUGCCAGAACUGGAGAGGAUGGAGGAAGCAAUCGGCUGGACCCAAUUCCCCCACUGUCAAAAUGAAAGAUGGGCUGGUGAUCCCAUUGGUGGAACUCUCUGCAAAACAGGUUGCAUUUCACAUUCCAUUYGAGGUGGUGGAGAAAGUUUAUCCUCCAGUGCCUGAGCAACUACAACUUCGAAUYGCCUUCUGGAGUUUCCCAGAAAAUGAGGAAGAUAUCAGGUUGUACUCGUGCUUGGCGAAUGGCAGUGCAGAUGAGUUCCAGCGAGGGGAGCAGCUCUUUCGGGUGAGGGCUGUCAAAGACCCUCUCCAGAUAGGCUUCCAUCUGAGUGCCACGGUGGUGCCCCCGCAGAUGGUGCCCCCCAAGGGCGCGUACAACGUGGCGGUGAUGUUUGACCGGUGCCGGAUCACAUCGUGCAGCUGCACCUGCGGCGCCGGGGCCAAGUGGUGCGCCCACGUCGUGGCACUCUGCCUCUUCCGCAUCCACAAUGCAUCUGCAGUGUGCUUACGAGCACCUGUUUCUGAGUCUUUGUCUCGGCUACAAAGAGACCAGUUGCAAAAAUUUGCUCAGUACCUAAUCAGUGAGCUUCCACAACAGAUUCUUCCAACUGCUCAGCGCUUGCUGGACGAGCUGUUAUCUUCCCAGUCUACUGCCAUCAACACAGUGUGUGGAGCCCCAGAUCCCACUGCUGGACCCUCUGCAUCAGAUCAAAGCACCUGGUACUUAGAUGAAUCUACUCUGAGUGACAACAUAAAGAAAACCCUUCAUAAAUUCUGUGGACCCUCUCCUGUUGUUUUCAGUGAUGUGAAUUCAAUGUAUCUGUCUUCCACUGAGCCACCAGCUGCUGCUGAGUGGGCUUGUCUGCUGCGUCCCCUGCGAGGAAGAGAACCUGAGGGAAUCUGGAACUUGCUUUCCAUUGUGCGGGAGAUGUUCAAGAGACGGGAUAGCAAUGCAGCUCCUUUGCUGGAGAUUCUGACUGAUCAGUGUCUCAACUAUGAACAGAUAACCGGCUGGUGGUACAGUGUGCGAACGUCUGCGUCACACAGCAGUGCCAGUGGGCACACAGGACGCAGCAAUGGCCAGUCAGAAGUAGCUGCUCAUGCUUGUGCAAGCAUGUGUGAUGAGAUGGUGGUACUCUGGAGGCUGGCUGUCCUUGACCCAACUAUUAGUCCGCAGAGGCGCAGGGACCUUUGCUCACAGCUCAGACAGUGGCAGCUGAAAGUCAUAGAUAAUGUUAAGAGAGGUCAGCACAAGAAAUCACUGGAGAAGCUCUUCCAAGGUUUCAAGCCAGCUGUAGAAGCCUGUUACUUCAGCUGGGAGGAGGCUUAUCCCAUUCCUGGGAUUACAUAUAGCAGCACUGACAAGAAGAACUCGUUCUGUUGGGUAAAGGCCAUCCAGCAGAGGAGCUGCCGCUUGCAGUGUGCAGAAGCUGCCUGUGAGGCUGGUAGAAGCCAUGGCCAGGAGCCCGGGGGACCAUGCCUGCAGCCCGGGGACAGGCUGCGGCCCUCUCCCCAGGAGCCAGCGGUUCGGCCAAAGGAACUUACUGGAAAGCGGAAAGUUGUCUCUGAAACACCACAGAGGGUUCUGAGGCGGCUCUCAGCAGAAGGGGACAAAGCUGUGUAUAAGAGUGCGGUGGGCAAAGCAAAGUUGCCAGUGAGCAAAGGCUUGGCCAGUAAACAUAGUGGGAAACGCCGCAUGAGCAGUGAGGACAGCUCUCUGGAGCCAGACUUGGCAGAAAUGAGCCUGGAUGACAGCAGCCUGGCGCUGGGGGCAGAAGCCAGCAACACCUUUAGUUUUACAGAAAGUCCACUGAGCAGGAACUAUAGGGAUGCCUUUGAGGAGGAUGGUGGGGUGUACUUCUCUGAGGGACCUGAACCCACUGUCAGGAGCAGUUCCAUGGCCAAGAAAUCCCCCAAGGAUCCCAUGGGGGAGAUGGGUAGCGGCGAUGAUGACCUGCCUUCUGUGGAUGAGAACUCCGGUGGUGUGAGUCUGAAACCAGAAGAGGUGGGAGASAAUGGUGCAGCAGGGGGAGGGGAUGAUGGAGAAGAAGAGGAAGAUGAUUACCAGGUGUACUAUCUGAAUCCACAAGAGGUAGCCAAGGAAGAUGAUGAUAAAGCUGAAGGGGGAAUUGAAGAGGAACAGGAUAUGUUUGCUGGUAUAAAGCCUCUGGAACAGGAGAACCGGAUGGAGAUUCUGUUUGCCUGUGCAGAGGCCCUUUAUGCACAUGGAUACAGUAGCGAGGCUUGYCGCUUGACUGUAGAGCUUGCCAGGGACCUACUGGCCAACCCUCCAGAUCUCAAAGUGGAGCAGCCACCAGCUAAGGGCAAAAAGAACAAGGUAUCAACCAGCAAGCAGACAUGGGUGGCAACCAACACCUUGUCUAAAGCUGCCUUCUUGCUGACUGUGUUGAGUGAGCGGCUGGAGUACCACAACCUGGCCUUCCGAAUAGGAAUGUUUGCUCUGGAGCUGCAGAGACCACCUGCCUCYACCAAGGCUCUUGAGGUGAAGCUGGCUUAUCAGGAAUCUGAGAUUGCAGCCCUCUUGAAGAAGAUUCCCUUGGGCACCAAUGAGAUGAACACUAUUCGAGGAAGAGCUGAAGAACUGCGAGAAGGGACGUUGUGUGAUUACCGUCCUGUCCUGCCUCUGAUGUUGGCAAGCUUUAUAUUUGAUGUCCUUUGCACUCCAGUGCUUUCUCCUACAGGCUCUAGACCCCCAAGCCGUAAUUGGAAUAAUGAAAUGCCUGGAGACGAAGAGCUUGGUUUUGAGGCAGCUGUUGCUGCUCUUGGUAUGAAAACAACUGUCAGUGAAGCAGAACAUCCUCUGUUGUGUGAAGGCACACGAAGGGAGAAAGGGGAACUGGCAUUAUCCCUGAUGAGUACUUACAAGGAUGAUCAGUCUAAGCUGAAGAAGAUUUUAGACAAACUUCUGGACAGAGAGAGUCAAACUCACAAACCACAAACUCUGAGUUCUUUCUACUCAUCCAGCAAGCCUACAGUUGCAAAUCAAAAAUCGCCUUCCAAACAUGCUGCCCAGUCUGCUGCAGCUAUCCAGCAGCUUCCAGGGACUUCUGUCACUCAGCAAACUGCUGUAAACACUGCAGUCCAAAGCAGUCCUGAGAACUUCGUGGAGAAGAAUGCACAGGAGAGCUCUCAGAGGUCCCCCUGUGAGCCAGCUGCGGAGGCCACUGUUUUGAAACAAGAAGGAAAGGUCCCCAGUCGUUUGGCCCUUGGAAACCGAGGUGGAUACAAUGGGAGAUGCUGGGGUUCACCUGUCAGGCAGAAGAAGAAGCACACAGGCAUGGCUAGUAUUGACAGCAGUGCUCCUGAAACCACCUCUGACAGUUCUCCGACGCUCAGUCGGCGUCCCCUACGUGGAGGCUGGGCAACAACAUCCUGGGGCAGAGGACAGGACAGUGACAGCAUCAGCAGUUCUUCAAGUGAUUCGCUGGGAUCUUCGUCUUCCAGUGGCAGUAGGAGAGCCAGUGGGGGAGCCCGUGCAAAGACUGUGGAAGUUGGCAGGUAUAAAGGGAGGCGACUGGAAAGCCAUGCUCCUCAUGUUCCAAACCAGCCCUCAGAAGCAGCUGCUCACUUCUACUUUGAAUUGGCCAAGACAGUCCUUAUCAAAGCAGGUGGAAACAGCAGUACCUCUAUCUUCACCCACCCUUCCUCCAGUGGUGGGCACCAGGGACCACACCGCAACCUUCACCUCUGCGCCUUUGAGAUUGGGCUGUAUGCACUGGGGCUGCACAACUUCGUGUCUCCCAACUGGCUCUCUCGAACUUACUCCUCCCAUGUCUCUUGGAUCACAGGGCAGGCCAUGGAGAUUGGUAGUGCAGCCUUGAACAUCUUGGUGGAGUGUUGGGAUGGACAUCUAACACCCCCAGAGGUGGCAUCACUGGCAGACAGAGCUUCACGGGCCAGAGACUCCAACAUGGUGCGGGCAGCUGCUGAACUGGCGCUCAGCUGCCUGCCUCAUGCCCAUGCCCUGAACCCAAAUGAGAUCCAGAGGGCUCUGGUGCAGUGUAAGGAACAGGACAACCUGAUGCUGGAAAAGGCCUGCAUGGCAGUAGAAGAGGCAGCCAAAGGAGGCGGUGUGUACCCAGAAGUCCUCUUUGAAGUAGCUCAUCAGUGGUACUGGCUCUAUGAACAGACUGUUGGUGGCACCCCAGCCCAGAGAGAAGGUGCCACUGGCUGCAGCGCUAGCGGCGCACGGGCCGCGUCAGAAGCGGCGCGGGGGUUGGCAGACAGCCGGGUGACCUCGGAGCCCACCACRGUGACAGUGGCAGCUGCAGUGACUGCGGCAGCAACCGUCAUGCCAGUGAUCUCUGUGGGGUCCACCAUGUACCAGCAGCACACGGUGGCAGGGCCAGCAAUGGCACAUACACACACGCAGGGUCUCCACCCUUACACCACCCUUCAGACUCACAUCCCCUGUAACCCCCAGUAUAUCGGACACACUAUCCAGCACAUGCCGCGCCCAGCUGUCUUCCCRGUCCCUGGCUCGGCGUAUCCCCAGGGUGUCCAUCCAGCAUUCAUCGGGGCGCAGUACCCUUACUCAGUAACAACACCGUCGUUGGCAGCUACAGCAGUGUCCUUCCCUGGYGUGCCCGUCCCCUCCAUGACGCAGAUUGCUGUGCAUCCCUAUCACAGUGAGACGGGACUAUCGCUGUCUUCCAAUGUAGCGCUAGGCAGUGUCCAUGCAGGAUCAACGUUCCCAGCGAUUCAGGGUGCUUCCUUGACAACUCUGUCCUCACAGCCCAACUCCCUUGUUACAGGGGGUUUUCCUGCUGAGGAUGAGCAGCACAGUCAGCCUGUGAGCCCCCAGGGUCUGCACUACCUCCACUCUGCAUACCGAGUUGGGAUGCUGGCUCUGGAGAUGCUUGGCCGAAGAGCUCACAACGACCAUCCCAACAACUUCUCCCGCAGCCCGCCCUACACUGAGGAUGUAAAAUGGCUCCUUGGGUUAGCUGCAAAGUUAGGUGUAAACUAUGUGCAUCAGUUUUGUGUUGGUGCAGCCAAGGGGGUGCUGAGCCCUUUUGUGCUCCAGGAGAUCAUCAUGGAAGCUCUACAGAGGCUCAACCCUGCCCAUGUGCACAACCAUCUCCGCACCCCAGCCUUCCACCAGCUGGUGCAGAGGUGCCAGCAGGCCUAUAUGCAGUACAUCCAUCAUCGGCUSAUCCAUCUCACUCCAGCUGACUACGAUGACUUUGUGAAUGCCAUCCGCAGCGCCAGAAGCGCCUUCUGCCUGACUCCCAUGGGCAUGAUGCAGUUUAAUGAUAUUCUCCAGAACCUAAAGCGCAGCAAGCAGACAAAGGAGCUGUGGCAAAGGGUCUCUCUGGAAAUGACCACCUUCUCACCAUGACAUCGGGUGGAGCUCCACGGACACACAACCCUUUGCCCAACAUAGUUGUAGUUCCAUUUACACCAUCCUUCCUUCUGGUGUCUUUUUUAUUUUAGUUUUAACUUGUUGGAAACCACUGAUCUGAUGUAUUUAUACCAUGACAUUCCUCUCCAGCACUGUUGCGUGUUGGCGCUCUGCUUUGCUCGCUCUUCCUCCUCCUUCUCAGUGGGCUGCAGGCUUCAGAAGCAUCAGGAAAUGAGAAGGAAGUUGAGCUGGCUGCCCUGUGGUGUAGUCACCGCUUUUUUCCCUGAGCCCCGGGAGGCUGUCCUGCGAGCAGUUUGCAGUGUGAUUACGCACAUGUUAGAGGGGUUGGGGAUUCUGUCUUAAAUAUUUAUUUUGGCAUUUAUAAAUAUGUAAACUUUUUUUUUUGUAUGGGCUUCUCUUACUCCACACACCAUCUCCUUUUGGGAAUGGCUGGAACUGCUGUGCACAGCGAGUGCUCCCUCCAUCCCUUUCAGCAACUCCUGGUGAGAGAAGCUGAGACUGGAGUAGCCAGGGCCAGGGCCACCUCUGCAGCUUUCUGCAGCAGCUGAGGGCAGAGGCUGGAGCCUGGGCAGUCAGUCCUUGACUGUACUGAGCUGCCUGGAGACUGCCAGAAGUGGUUGGGUUCCUUCUCAGGAGUGUCCCCGCUGGGCACUGCUGGCCCAUAGAAUGUUUUGAUCCUGGUUGUUACAAGUUGUACAAUCCUGUUUCUUUUGGCUGGGGUAUUACUCUCCUGUAAUCAGUUUCUUAUCCCUCCUCUCUUCUCGUUUCCUGAUUAAACACUCGUUUUCUUAGACUGACUCUCUCUUCUCUCUGCUCUGAUGUUGGCAGUCUGAAGGAGCUGGCCAGCUGUGUGUCAGUGGGAGCUCCUUUGAGCCCUCGCUGUGGUGCACUGGGGAGAAGCAAUCCAGCACAAGCUGGGAGCCCAAGGUUUCUUGCCUGGUACUGCACUGAGAAUGAUGUGCCUCUGCAGAGGCUGAGGUCUGUGUUUGGUGGGUGUGGGGAGAGUUGGUGGUAAGCCUGGGAUGCUCUGCCUAUGGUUCAGUCACUAGGUUCCUUUUCUAUGCGAGCCUUGUAUGCCCCAAGUAUUGUGCAGAACAGCAGCUGCUCCCAUGUAUUUAGUGAGGUAUUUGGUGGAGUAUGAAGGAUAUCCAGUAGGGACAGCACUGCGAUAAAUUAAGUUUAGAUAGCCUAAGUGUAUAAGCACAUAAAUUUCAGGGCAUUUAGAAGCAGACAUCAGAUGACUCAUGUAUGUUAAGAAUCCAGUUUCUCAGUAUAAAUGUAUUUUGCUUCUUACUUGGGCUUAAUCAAUGAGUUUUAGUUUCUGCAAGUUAGAAAUAUGUGCCUGUUUGUUAUUUUCAAUGAUACUCUUAAAAAGUAAAGUAAUUCAUAGGCACAGGGCAAAACAGAUGAACAGAUGCUUUUGGUCUGGUACGGUCCAGAGUAUGACUGAGGUUCCUCUACUUCUGAUUGUCUAACAGUAACUAUUUAAAGAUAUUCUUAUGGUCCCUUCUUCUGGAUUUGACUGGAGAGCACAGCCUGAUGUGUGGAAGGUUUGGGUUCCUGGAACGCUUUCUGUGCGGGUUCUUGCAUGUGCAGAACUGUGAAACGAGAACUGUGAAACGAGCUUAGAGAAAAAUGAGUUGUCUAAUGGUCUGAUUUUUUCUAAUGCUAUAGGAGAAAAUCUGUGGAAGAGAAGGGAGCAUGUUUUGGAAGGAAAGAAGUAGAAGGGAAACAGGUAAAAGAGCUGAAUACAAAGUAUUGGGAGCAGAAAUGAYUUGUUGCAUUAAGGAUUUGGAUUGGUAGGAAAAUGAAAUAUCAGAGACUCAUCUGUGAUAUCGAUUAGAAAACUACACUUAGACCCUGAGCAGGCAACUUUUCAGACCACUGUGUCUGUUAAUUAGUUGUUUAUGAGCCAUGUCCUAUGACAUAUGGGCAAGGACAGAAGAAAGUGAGAAAAGCAAURAUGAUAUUUUUUUCUUGCCACGUGGCUGGGAGGUUAUUGAGGUAUUUUUCCUUUAUAAGAGAUGGGAUGAGCCCUGAUGGCCCCAGAAGCAUUAAUCUCCCGUUAAAACAGAACAAUUAUUACCCACUGCAGUCUUGUUAAUUUGGCCACUGUUCAGGAGUUGAAAAAUAUAUAGGCUUAGGCCUUCUGAAAAGACAUCUCAGYAGAUUGCCUGAAAAAGAGGUUGCAGGCAGCUCAAAUUUCCUUUGAUUUUCAAUUAACCGGUGUGUUUUUCACUUGGAGUAAAUGUUCUCCAGGACUUUGCCAGCAACACAUGAAGUGUCUCCUUCUCUGGACAUGUUUACCUGUUACCAUCUUUUUUGCCUGUGAAAAUUUUCUUCUGGGUGCACUUUACAGGAAUGUGAGUUAGCAGUAUUUGCCUUUGGAUUUCAGUAUCUUUACAGCCAAUGAACAAGGUGAGUGGGUGCUGUCCUGUAAUGAAGUAAUGCACCUGGCAACAGUAUGGCUGGAAUUAGCUGGAAAGACUGCUUCUGUCUAGUUUUGUUUACAGUCCUUAUUACAGUCCUUACUAGUUAUUUGGGAUUUGUAUUUUUCUUUUUUGGAGAGCCCUUUCAGAAACAGCCUUCUGGAGAGUUGUUGAAACUAAACUUGUUAAAUUUUUUGCUUGGGUUUGGUUUUUAUCAAGUCUGGAACUGUGGUAUUUUGGAGCAGAAUACAGCUUUUACUUUCCCAGCUUAUUUAAUACCAGCUUGGCUACAGCUACACCUAGCUGGAGUGCUCUUACAAACCCCAGUCAGUGGAAAUGGAGUAAACACUGAAGUGCCCAUGAAGUUCUUCUCCACCCCCUGGUCAAGGCUGUCAGCUGUAACAACAUGGCAUAAGUUUAAAGCAGUUUUCUGUAAGAGGUGGGAAAGUUGUAGUUUUCUUACCUAGAUAUUAAGAGAGAGGCAGGAUAUAAAAAUGAAUUUUUCAGGAUCUAACUGGGAAGAGAAUAUGCCAAAAGAGUGUUCUCACAGUCUGCUGUGACUGACCUUUUUUUUUCCCCUCUCAGCUAAGGUGCAGAAAAUAAUGGUCAACUUGGGCCAUCAGGACUUCUCACMAUUUUUUCACUAUGGCUGUUGUAUGACUUUGCUUUUAAGCCCUCCUUUGCUUUCAAGCUGUUUUAAGCCAUCGAUUGAAUGGCUCUCCAUUACAGUUUAUUUAAAAUACUUUGUGUUUUCUCCUCCUUGCCUGAAUGUAAGUGCCAUUGAAUGAUUAAGGUGAAGGCAGGGUCUUUUGGUUGGUGUGUUUUUUUGAACUGCUUUUCUUGCCCCCAGAGUAAUUCAGAUGUGGCUUUUGACUCAUUUCUGUUUGYUGUUUCCAUUUUAAGGGUAUUUGCACUCAGGGCAGGGUGAUGGAGACACCACUUCCAAAGUAGCAUCAAUCUGUGGAAGCUGCAAGGGCAGCUUGGGGCUGUUCAGGGUGAGGGUUUUCAUCUGCGCCUAGGAUGAGUGAGUGCUUUUCCUGAGGGCCCCGUGCAGAUGAAACUGUGCGUACUGGCAGGARCUGCCAUUACUGAAGUGUUUCUGCUCAUUGUAAACACUGACUUUGCUCUGUGAACAAGUGACUUUUUAUUUUGCUGGCAUAGUCUGCUUGCAGUUACAGUAUUCGUAAGUACUUAGUGCUGUCCAGGCUGCAGUGCAAAAUUCCUUUGUUGUCAUGAAGGGGAUGUGAGUUGCAAGAAGUGGAAUAUAGUGGAAAUGCAUUAAAUCUAGGACGUAUCUAAUAUAUGGAUAGAGCAUGCAUUGUAAACAGGGCCUGGGUUCCUCACAUUUCCUUCCAUGUCAUACAUUACAGUCUCAUUUAAAUCAGCAAGGAGCUUUUUCUGUAAGUCCUGAAAAGCAUCUUUUCCAAUGAUCUGAGGGGUUGUGAUGCUGCCUGAUUUGUGAUCCUGUUACUGUAAAUGACAUCAACAUGAGGUGGAUUCUGACUGCUGGGAUGGYGUCACAACUGUGGACCUGCUGGUUUACAAGAAUUUUGGAGAGACGCGAGAGCUGACAAAGCUGUGGAGAUGAUAAAGGUGAGAAACCAAGUCCUGGAAGAAAACAAUGCUUUAAAGCUAAAAAUAAAUUAUUUCUUUCUACACAGCUCAGUGGAGAUGAGUGCCAGGAAUACUUUUUUGUAGCAAAACCAGCCUGCAAAGUGUUUCAGAGGUGACUAUUACUUUGUUGUGUUUUUUAACCCCCUCAAGCCUUUAAGAAAAACUGCAGGUAAAGCGCUGAUGAAUGGAGGAGGUACCAGUUCAUGUUCUCCAUCCAYGUUCUCCUGUGUGAUGGUGCAUGGGAUUCCUGGCUUGAGUCAGCCUGAAAACACUUGUAUGUAUUGGUUUUUACUGUCUUGGUAUCUUGCAUGCAAUUGCACUGUGUCAGCCAGGAACCCUCAGGACUCAGUGAGGGGGCUUAUCAUUUUCCUUGUCUUAGAAGUGAACUGCUUACUAUGAACUUCUGCUACAAACCAGU